GAAACACACCAAAAUACACUGGGAAAACAUAUUGGUCCAGCCAUAGGGACUCGUGUCUGAAAGUAAAAAUUUGCCGUCUACUUAAUAAAUGUACUGUGCACUGUACCAUUACCUGUACAGUACUGUUAAUAUAUAAAACUAGAAAAGGUCGGCCUGAAAACUGCGUGGGCGAACUUUUCCAGAGUGAGAGUUGUGAUCUCUUAGAACAACCAGCCAGAGUUUUGUGACAGCACUGAGUGUGAGCUGUUUCAAGACCAGAGGCUUGAUGACCACCGGAGCAGGUUCAGUACUUGCCAACAGUGCCUAACAAAGACGUGAUCGACCGAUAACGAGCCGAUCAGUGGUGAAGAGGAUAAAAGUAAAGUCUCAUCACCCCUGGUUUUAAUAUGUGAAAACUAAAAACUGAGCAGAUGCUUGUUGAUUAGUGUAGGAACUAUUUAGUUCUUAAAUUACGACUCCUCGGACUCCCUUAAAUGAUCAUUCAUUUCUUAAAUGUUAUGCUCCAGCGGAAUAAAUUACUGUGUGGUGACUACUAAUGGGCGACGAGGUUAUAAUGUUAAGCUACAAGAACAACUGGCGAGAUGAUGAUGAUGGAUGUAGACCCAGUACAGGAGCUACACCGAGCAGCAGAACAAGGAGACAUUGAACAUGUUAAAUCUGCGCUUGAUGCUGGUCUUGAUGGCGAUUCUCCUGAUCAUGACAACAAUACAGCCCUUCACAUUGCAUCAGCCAAUGACCAUGAAUUGAUAGUAGCAUUCCUUCUCUCACAAAAUUCUAAUCGUGAAGCUACAAAUAACCUUGGCUGGACUCCUCUGAUGCAGGCAGCAAGACAUGGACACAUGCAUGUUGUCUUGUUACUGGUUCAAGCUGGGGCAUCUGUAGAUACCCGAAACAGAUUUGGGAUGACUGCAUUAAUGCUGGCGUCAGUAAGUGGCCACAUGGGUACUAUUCGGACAUUGAUAGAGGCUGGGGCCAACUUUGACCCCAUACCCUCCAUAAAUACCUGCCAGAUUACCCCGCUCAUGAUUGCUGUACAACAUGGCAAUGAUGCUGUGGUACGACUUUAUUUAGACAAAGGUGUUAAUGCCAACAAGUCCGUCCCCAAAACUGUUAUCACACCAUUGAUGUUCAGUGCUGCUGGAGGGAACAUGUCAACUGCACAGAUUCUGCUAGACCGAGGUGCAGAUCCCAAUGCACUGAGUGCCUGUGACCUGACUGCACUUGAUGUAGCUGCUACAUGUAAUAGACCAGAUAUUGCAAAUUUUCUACAGAAAAAAACAACAAGACAAAAAAAGAAAGGAGCUCUAUGCGACAUAAUGGAUGCAUCACGUCGUGGAGAUGUCAAAGCAGUUCAAGAGAUUCUCCUAGCUGACCCAAGCCAGUGCCAAGUUCCAACAGCAGACGGAGCUACACCCCUGAUGGUUGCAGCGAUGUUGGGUCACAUGCAGGUUGCUCAGAUGUUACUGCAGUAUGGAGCUCAUAUUGAUGCUCAGGAUCAUAAAAAUGGAUGGACAGCCCUAAUGCAAGCUAUUUAUCACAGAGAAACUGAUAUGGCAAAGUUUCUAAUCCAGUGGGGAGCAGAUAUCAGCAAAAUAUCUCACAAAGGCUACACUGCAUUUGAUAUUGCAAGUGAGACGCUCAACAUAGAUGUAAUGCGCAGCUUUGUUGAGGUUCAGAUGUUAUCUCUCGGCAUUGGAUCACCCUCCCCAACUCCCCAGCCAGGGUGGUCACAACAAAGUGGGAGUUCUGCAGACCUUCCUGAUGGUCGCUCAAAACAUGGCCUCAAACAGUGGUGGAAUAGAGUGUCUAAUAGAUUCCACAAAGUGAAAGGCGUCAAGCCACAAAGAUCUACAUCUCCAGAGCAAGAGAGUCUGAAGGAGAUCAGUACUAUGUCUCCAUUACCACCCAUACAGUAUGAUCCCAUUCUGCCUCAGGAGAUAAGACUACCACCUGUUAUGGAUUUUGGAGCUGGCAGCAUCCAUGCAACAGAGACUAUGAAGAGCAUGGUCCCUCCCCAUAUCUCCCCGACUGGAGGAAAGCCGGGACUUGUGCCAAAAGCCAUGCCUCCAGGGCGCAAGAUCCUGCCAGGAGGUCCAGUUGAACCACCUCGUCAUGCUACAAAUUCCCGACUCCUAAAGUGGAGUAUGGGGAGUGGAGGAUCAUCUCCAGGCUCAUCCUUGUCUGGCUUGAGUCCUCAGUCUUCAGGUGAAGCCCGAGGUCUGGGUUCUAUACUGCAAGUAAAUGGACCAAAACGUAAUGGGAAUAGUGAUGGUAGAAGAGAGAGAAACCAUGGAAAAUAUAUUGGAGAAAAUGACGUCUUGGUGUCGUCCUUGGAUAGUGGGGGUUCUGGAGGCUCAUCCCUGAAGACUGUGACCUCCUCAAAAUCAUCAAGAUCAACCGCUGUGCUUAUACCCCAUGUUAGUGAGGAAUCAGAUGGUACUACUUCUGCUGCAGCAUCUCACCUCACAUUGAGUCUAGGCUCUGGUCAACUUUCAGAGGUACUCCAGAAAUUGGCCUUAAAUCAGUACUUAGAGUUGUUUCUGGAGCAAGAGGUGGAUUUGGAUGCUUUCUUGGAACUCUCAGAUGCUGAUCUUCAAGACUUAGGAAUAAAUACUGCUUCUGCCAGAAAUAAGAUUCUUAGAGCCAUUGCCAGCUUAAAAACAAAGUUAUAGAUUUAAGUACAGUACAGUAAUUCCCAUGCCUUACACAUGUUUAACCAUUUGUAAAUAUUCAACACCUUUCAUGAGCAGUAUGUAUGUGCCUUUUUCUCACAAUUUCCAUUACCUUAUACAGUUUGUAGCCAACCUCUGUAACAAAUGAUAAAAAGAGAGGCCUAGAAUUAGUGAUUUGAUGGUACAGGUUGUACCUCUCUAGUCCGGCAACCUCGGGACCUGACCGGUGCCGGACCAUGGAAAUUCACCCUUUUCCUGGAUAGAUAGUGACUUGUGCUUAUGCUUGGAAGCACUA
This is a messenger RNA of Homarus americanus (American lobster), 2967 nucleotides long. Its product is annotated as ankyrin repeat and SAM domain-containing protein 6-like. The transcript is spliced from 12 exons. Gene Ontology annotation, molecular function: protein binding; RNA binding; RNA nuclease activity. The record is from RefSeq and is a predicted model, not a curated record. NCBI's taxonomy places the organism in Eukaryota, Metazoa, Arthropoda, Malacostraca, Decapoda, Nephropidae. Gene Ontology annotation, biological process: RNA processing. Bases 582 to 2672 code for a protein of 696 amino acids.